This is a messenger RNA of Stegastes partitus (bicolor damselfish), 6789 nucleotides long. Its product is annotated as A-kinase anchor protein 13. The transcript is spliced from 32 exons. Gene Ontology annotation, biological process: regulation of Rho protein signal transduction; adrenergic receptor signaling pathway; positive regulation of canonical NF-kappaB signal transduction. Gene Ontology annotation, cellular component: membrane; actin cytoskeleton. Bases 86 to 3778 code for a protein of 1230 amino acids. The record is from RefSeq and is a predicted model, not a curated record. Lineage: Eukaryota; Metazoa; Chordata; Actinopteri; Pomacentridae. Gene Ontology annotation, molecular function: MAP kinase scaffold activity; guanyl-nucleotide exchange factor activity.
CUGUCCAUCUGUCCCCUCUCUCAGCUCAUUGAAGAGCCUGUCAGAGGAGGUGAAGAAAGCCAAGCCCCCCCUCCACAGGAGAAGUAUGAGCUGGUGUCCAUCCAACCUACGUUGUCCUAAUCAGGAGCAAAUAGACAACCGAAGCUCCAGUCUGGAAGGUCUGGAGGUGGGGAGGACAGCGGUUCAAACUCAAUGUCCCAGCUUCAGUGAUCCAGAGGAAAGGGCUGCAGGCACAAGUUUACACUUUGAUAACCAGGACAGAGGCUCUCUGGUCUCUCUCACCGAGGAAGAGCAGGAAGGAGAUGGCAGUAGCAUUGAUAGCCAGACAUUGCAUCAGGUACUGUCAGCGACAACCAGCUGUCCUGCCAUAAUUCAUCAUCAAACUGUCACCAAAUCCUUCUCCACGCUCACCAUCAGCCACCGGGACAUAGAUGGGGUGAGCUCACUGUCCGGCAACUCUGAGUCACUGGGAUACAGUAUUUCAGAAGAGCCAGGCCCUCUUCGGAGUGACAUUGAGGAAAGAGGACCGAAAAUCAGUCGAACAUUCAGCUACCUUCGCAGCAAGAUGAGCAAGAAAGGCAAGGAGAAAGAGAAGGAGAGGAGAGGAGAGACUAAACGAGAGAGCAAAGAGAGAGAAAAGAAGAGUGCAAGUGGUCAUCUCUUCAUUCCCAUCAGUCUUCCUGCCUCCACAGCCUGUCAGCACUGCACCAAACUUCUGCACAAUAAGGAAACUUCCCUGUGCAACAACUGUGGAGUCCAUGUCCAUAAAAGCUGUACAGAGAGCCUUUCUGUCUGUGCAAAGAGCAAAACAAAGCAGCAAUCGCUGGUACCAGCAGCUGUUCCUGGGUCAGCUGUUAACAUGAGGAGUAAAUCUACGUCUUCAGCAUCAUCUCUGUCAUCAACAUCUUCUUCAUCCUCACGGGAGCGUUGGUCUACCACAACCACCCCUGAUGACCAGCUUCCUGCGAUGUUUCCACGGAGACACCCCAGCAUUUUCAACGCACACAGCAACUUGUCCAAGAGCACCUCCACUAGCAACAUAGCAGGGUUAGAUGACGUUCCGCUAAAAGGCCUUAAGUUUCUGUCCCAGUCUACCGACUCUCUCCAUCAGGGGAGCAAAGUCAACGCCUCAACUGAGUCACUAACAGAUGAAGGUACCGAGGUGAUUGACAGUCAGCUAAUGGGCGAGUUUGAGUAUGACAUUAAAGAUCUGGAGGCUGAUUCUUGGAGCGGCAAGGUGGAUAAGAAGUUCCUAAAAACACUGAAGAAAGAUGAAAUCAAGAGACAAGAUAUAAUUUAUGAGUUGUACCAGACAGAGGUUCACCACGUGAGGACACUGAAGAUCAUGUCAGAAGUGUAUUAUAAAGGCCUUCAGAAGGAGGUGCAACUUGAUACUCAAACUCUGGACAAGAUUUUCCCUGUUUUGGAUGAGCUGGUGGAAAUGCACACACAUUUCCUCACACUGCUUCUGGAGAGGAAACGAGCCACAUCAGCCGAAGCACAAAACGGUAACAACUUCCUCAUCUACGCUGUUGGGGACAUCCUGCUCAACCAGUUUUCAGGGUGCAAGUCUGACCGUAUGAAGAAAGUUUAUGGAAAGUUUUGCAGUCGCCACAAUGAGGCCGUCAAUCACUAUAAAGACCUGCAUGCCAAAGAUAAACGCUUCCAGGCUUUCAUCAAGAGGAUAAUGAGCAGCAGCAUCGUGCGCAGGCUCAGUAUACCGGAGUGUAUUUUGUUGGUUACCCAGAGGAUCACUAAAUAUCCUGUUCUGAUCCAGAGGAUACUUCAGCACACGAAAGACUCCGAUGAAGACCACAGCUGUGUUUCUGAAGCACUGCGCUGUGUAAAGGAGCUCAUCAUGGCCGUGGACAGUAAAGUCAAUGAGCAGGAGAAGAAACGGAGACUGAGGGAGGUCUACAGUCGCACUGAUAGUAAAUCAAUCAUGAGGAUGAAGAGCGGACAGAUGUUUGCUAAAGAGGACUUGAUCAGAGGGAGGAAGCUGUUGCAUGACGGAUCACUGCAGCUAAAAAACUCUGUUGGACGACUCAAAGAAGUCAAUGCCCUGCUCCUGUCUGAUGUAUUGGUCUUCCUUCAGGAAAAAGACCAGAAAUAUGUCUUUGCUUCACUGGACCAGCGCUCCACGGUCAUCUCUUUACAGAAUCUGAUUGUCAGAGAAGUGGCAAAUGAAGAGAGAGGUCUGUUUCUGAUCACAGCUGGCACGGAGAGACCAGAAAUGGUGGAGGUCUUAGCCAGCAGCAAGGAGGAGCGCAACACAUGGAAGGCUAUUAUACAGGACGCUAUGCACAGCAUGGAGAAAGACGAGGAUGAGGGACUCCCCAGCGAGACAGAAGAAGACAGACGGCAGCAGGAGAACAGAGCAAAGGAGAUUCGAGCACUUCUAAGGAGAAAAGAUGAGCAGAUCAUCUCUUUGUUGGAGGAGAAGGUCCACAUCUUCAGAGAGUUGGGUGACUGCAAUCCUGUCCCUGAGGAUACAAACCGAACAGUCAGGGAGCGGAUGCUAUUCAUGGUCACACCUGAUGAUGUCACAAAGGGGGAGCCAAUCAUAAAUGAUGUCCUGAGAGAAGUGGAGACCCUGCAUGCUUUAGUGAGCUGUGGUGUUGGUGGAGCAGACUGCAAAGUUCCAGUUGGUGGGACAGGGGGCAGUAUGGGACCAGUCUGUCUGCCCAGGCGAGCUGAAACAUUCGGAGGCUUUGAUAGUCAUCAGAUGAACAGCAGCAAAAAUGGAGAGAAGGAAGAGGGAGAUGAUUCACUGGACCUCCGCAGGACUGAGUCAGACAGCGUGCUGAAAAAGGGAGCAACAGCCAGUCUGCAGAUGCUGCUAAAGAGAAACAAUGAAGUCCUGCACAGUGUGACACAUCUUCAUGACCUGCUGAUUUCACUGCAGGCAGUGGUCGUCCAGCAGGACUCAUUCAUCGAGGACCAGCGGCAGGCCCUGAACGACCGGUUUGCCACCAACUCCUCCAGACACUCGUCGUCUUCCUCACUGUCGUCCUCAUCUUCCUCCCGCCCUUCCUCUCUUAUUGAGCAAGAGAAGCACAGGAGUCUGGAGAGACAAAGACAGGAGAUGGCGAGCCUACAGAAACAACAGGCUGCACACCAGGAAGAGAAGAGAAAGAGAGAGAAGAAGUGGGAGUUAAAAGAGAAAGGUCUGGCAGAACGGGAGGAGAGGCUAAGAGUGGAGGAGGAUGAGACCAGGAGAAGGCGUAUGCAACUAACGGCGGAAACGGAGACAUUACAGAGAAAGAAAGACGAGUACCAAAGAGAACUGGAGAGGCUGAGAGAGGCACAGAGGAGGCUGGAGAGAGAAGAGGAGGCGCUAAGAAGAGACACAGAGAGGCUAUAUGCCAAAGACCAGUCAGAGCAGCUUCAAAGGUACCAGUCAACUUCCCUCACCAAUUUAGAAGACUCCCUACGGUUCCACAGCUCAGGGUCUCUGGAUCUGGGUUCAAAAGAAGUAGCAGAACCACCAAAAGAGGUGGAGCUCUCAUCUUCUGCCCCGACUAAGGAACCUUUCCUCCGCAUUGGAUCCAAGCGGAUGGGCAAAAACUUCAACCCUUUCUCCUCUGCCUCCACCUCUAAGCCUCAAGGAGCAGAGAGGGAAUCCCAGCUCCCCACAAAACUGCUCCAACUGGCUAAACCUAAAGAGAAGAAAGACAAGAAGAAGAAGAAAGGGAAAGGAGGCGAUCAGACAGAGAUAGAGAACAAAGUUGCUGUGAUGUUGGAUCCUCAGAAUGAGGGAGACAUCUUCUACUGCUGAGAAUCUGAAUGAUGCACAAGUGAACUUCAAAGCUUCCUGAGGAACCAGACAAUGGCCAGUGCAGCAAAAACUACUCCAAUUGUCUCCCAAGUCUCUGUUUGGAUGGAAAAUUAUUGCAUUAGCCACUGCUGACAGUCUGGCCCCUGGACACUGUCCCAGCCUGCCUAUCAGACAGAGUGCAUCAUCACGGAUGAGAAACCAGCUCAGGGUCACAGACUGCUCUUUAAAACAACGUACAGACUUAUCUGAAGGUGUCCCGAGUAAACAAAAGGGGACCACCUCCUCCAGAGACAUUGGGUAACAUUUUGAGCUGACAUAUUCAGUGAUUAGGAUUUUAAUUCAAGACGUGUGCCAAGAAUAUCCCCUAACAACCCUCCAUCACUGAAAGAUGUGAUGGAAAGCCUCGGAGGAUCAAACAAGAACAGAAGACUUUCUUCCAGCUGUAAAUCACAGACAUGUGCUAGUUCAUGUCAUGCGGUGCUUAAAGUCAGAUCUGUUCAAGACUUCAGACUGUUGCGAAACUUAGCUUUAGCAUGAACCACUAAGUGCCAUUUCUUUCAGGAAUUGCUGAUGCUAACUUUGGAUGCUUAUUUUGCUGGUGACUCGUGAGUUUCUGCUCACAGUUCCACCAUCUGUGUCCCAACUUGAUGAACUCCUAAUCUAAUGUGUGACUCGUGUCCCUACAUUUGCUUUAACUCAAGACUUAUCAGUCAAGCUGACAAAGUCAAACAAGGGAUUAACAGAUGCCACUUGACAUGUAAUAGGUACAAUAGGUAACCCCUGAUUGAACCCACUGUUUCUCACUGUUCACACUGUGUGCUAAGGUCAAUGUACGUCAAGGCCAAAGACUGUCAGACACAAUCAAUUUAUUGUCAUUCAUCAGAGAGAGGAGGAAUCUAUUUAAACUGGCUUGUCUCAUGGUCCGCUAAUUAAAGCUGGUCAGGCCUUGAAGAUCAUUCCCACUCUGUCAGUAUAGACAGCAGUUUUUUACAGCUCUGGAAGAGCUCCACAUAAGAAUUAGUGAUCAUCUGUAGCUUUUGUUCAGUGUGACAAUCAUGACAGGUCAACUGUUGUUGCAGCACAACAAGGAUCAGGAAUCCAAAGUUGUUAACAUGCACUUUAUACACACGCACACACACACACACACUCGCACAUACACAUACUAUUUCCCCCCAAUAAUUUAAUCAUAAUGUUUUUUCAAUAAUUUGAUACUCAUGAAAGAGAACAUAUUCAUUUGUUGUUGCAAACUUAAUUCCUAAUACAUGUUGAAUUGUUUUUAGAUGGGGACAGAUCCCCAAAGUCCUAAAGGAUGAUAUUUUUUAUUUUGUGCUGUCAGGAUUUCAUACUCAUGCUUGCAUGGUGGUAAAUGUUCAUAUUUUUGCAUGUCCAUCUAACUGAAAUGAAAUAGAAGUGUACCAACACCAUGGCUUUCUCUGUGAUCCUUAAUAGGAAAAGUACUAGUAACUGAUUUAAAAUGGAAACACUUUGGUAUGGAACUGCAGUACUUGCUAGUUAUACUGUAGUAGGGCUUGGUCAGAGUUCAGUAUUAUUGAAAAUAGAUGUUUUAUCUGGACUAGAAAUGUACUACAGAAGUGAAGACCCCACAGUGACAAAUCACUUAACUGUCAAAUGAUUCCAAAUUGCAUCACCUGUCAAUAAUUGCAUUGUUUCUACAAUGAACACUUGAGUGUUUCCUUUUAUGAGCAAUCAAGAAAAAAGAAACUUGAGAAAGACUAUAUUAAAAAUAAAGAAGAAACGGAAUGCAACAAAGGUGUACACACACGUGAUCACGUAAACACAAAAUCUGUGAUUUCAAGAACGUGUCAUUGUGACACUAACCAGAGCAACAUGUAGCGUGAGAUGAUUGGUCAGAUCAAGGUAUUAUUUUACAAUGUUCAAAAUCAAUAAUUCCAAACACAUCUGCGUGAAAAACGAAUUGAGUUAUGGGUUGUUGGGUUGUUUUUGUUGUUUUGUCUGUUAAUUCACACUGUGAAUUUCAAUUCAGCCAUACAGCCCAGCCCUACAUUGUUCAUAGUUUUCUAGGAAGAGAGAGUCACACAACAUCUACUCGCAUUCUCAAUUUGUUUAAAAAUAAAAAAAUUAUCAAUAAGAAGAAGAAGAAGAAGAAAUUCAGAAUAAUGAUAAAAUCUACAUCACAGUGAAUUUACCAUUUACACCCAGCAGCCAUAACAGUAAAACCACUGAAAGGUGACGUGAAUAACAUUGAUUAUUUUGUUACACCUGUCAGUUGGUGGGAUAUAUGAGGCAGAAAGUGAACAGUCGGUUCAAAUUAAUGCGUUGGAAGGGGGAUAAAUGAGCAAGCAUGAAUACUUGUGUGACAUUGACAACAGCUAAAUUGUGACAGGUAUACAACUGGGUAAGAAUAUCUCCAAAACGGCAGGUGAUCCUUCAGUGGGUAGGACCUUCCAAAAGUGAUCCAAGGAAAGACAUUAGAUGAACCAGUAACGGGGUGAUGGGCGCCCGAGGCUCACUGAUGCAAGUGGGGAGCAAAGGCUACCCUACAACUACAACUUUCUGAAAACCAUAGGAAGGUGUCAGACCAUAUAGUGCAUUACAGUUUGCUGUGUGGCUACAGAUCAGUCAGAGUGCCCAUGCUGACACCUGUCCACCACUGAAAAUAAGUGCAAUGAGCAUGUGAGGAUCACAACUGCACCAUGAAGCAAUGGAAGAAGGUGGUCUGGUUCACUGAAUCACUUGUUCUUUUACAGCAUGUAUCCACACAAUACCGCAGAAACAUCAGAAAAAACAUUAAGAGAGGAGUGAGCAGCUGCUUUGUUAUGUUUACAUGUUCUAUACUGUGAGCUCACUAAAGGAACCCUCUCGAUGUUUCUGUUAACCACAGGGAUUUCUAUGCUGGAUCCCCACUGCAAGUUUAACAAUUUCCAAGUUAGAGUCAGUGCACAAAGUGUACGUUAAAUUUCUCUAAAGUGUUUUUCAAAAAUUGUUGUCAAAUUUGACUCUAAAUGGGUAGAAUAAACAUGUAAAUUUAA